Molecule: messenger RNA, 505 nt
Organism: Tupaia belangeri chinensis (Chinese tree shrew)
Lineage: Eukaryota; Metazoa; Chordata; Mammalia; Scandentia; Tupaiidae
Product: GON-4-like protein
Exons: 2
Coding region: 194-490 (98 amino acids)
Biological process (GO): regulation of DNA-templated transcription
Cellular component (GO): nucleus
Molecular function (GO): transcription coregulator activity
Source: RefSeq, a predicted model, not a curated record
UGACCGGAUGGGAAGGGGUCAAGUUAGAUAAAUGCAGCUCUCUUCCUAAAUGCAAAAAGUCAUUCACAAGCUCUCUUGCAAAUGUCUUAUUUUGUCCUAGAAUUCCAUUUAUCACUGAUUUGUUUUCUUAGCUCAUGAAUUUCCCUGUUUGCCAAAGCAAGUAGCGUGGAUUCUGGCUACAAGCAAGGUUUUCAUGUACCCGGAGCUCCUUCCAGUGUGUGCCCUGAAGGCAAACAAUCCCCAGGACAAGAUCUUCUUCACCAAGGCAGAGGACAACCUGUUAGCUUUGGGACUGAAGCAUUUUGAAGGAACCGAUUUUCCUAAGCCUCUAAUCAGCAAGUACCUUCUAACCUGCAAGACUGCCCACCAGCUGACGGUGAGAAUCAAGAACCUCAACAUGAACAGAGCCCGCGACAAUAUCAUCAAGGUGAGUGCUUCCUGCUGCCCUCCUCACCUCCCCUGUCUGUGCCCACCCUCACUCCUCCUCUGACUCUCAGUGGGGAGG